This is a messenger RNA of Rosa rugosa (rugosa rose), 667 nucleotides long. RefSeq names its product UPF0161 protein At3g09310. The transcript is spliced from 4 exons. Bases 25 to 465 code for a protein of 146 amino acids. The record is from RefSeq and is a predicted model, not a curated record. NCBI's taxonomy places the organism in Eukaryota, Viridiplantae, Streptophyta, Magnoliopsida, Rosales, Rosaceae.
UCCACUUCUCAAACGCAGCUGAAAAUGGCGGUUGUACUUAACUACCAUCAACCUCUGGGUUUAGCUGUUCAGCCCCAAUCCCAAAACCCUAACUUCAAUUCCCGCAAAAUUUACCGAACCCAACUCAAUACCUUGAAUUCUCGACGGCGCCGAGUAAUCAAUUGCUCGAAUGGAGACUCAGACUCCGACCCAAACAGUCCACAAGAUAAGGAAGUGAACAGUUUGGGAGUCAAAGCCGCGUUGUCGAUGCUCAAAUUCUACAAAAGGGAGAUUUCGCCUUUGAUGCCGAAAAGUUGCCGGUACGUACCGACUUGCAGUGAGUACUCGAUGGAAGCUUACAAGAGAUAUGGGGUUGCAAAAGGUACAGUCUUGACUGCUUGGCGUCUCUGCCGCUGCAAUCCCCUAGGUGGUUCUGGUUAUGAUCCUCCUCGAUGGUUCAAUGAGACAAAUAUGCCUGAAGAAUAACACAAUCCCAUUUGUUGUUCUGCUAUGAAAUUCUGGUGUCUGUUAUAAGCAUUGUGUGCCAUAGUCAUACAUGGUUGAAAUUAAAUUCAAAAUGAUUGCAUAAAGAUGAGCCUAGAUUGCAUUAUUUUAUAGGCAGAAGAAUGAUUAUAUAUAGUCACUACUGUCUAAUCCAUGAUAUAUAUAUAUAUAUAUAUAUAUAUAU